GUAAAAUCCACAUGCAAAAGAGGGUGAAGGGAAUCUGGCAGAGACGUCAAGUGAAAUUAUUAGAAGGGCAUGGAGUUGAGUUACAGUCUGCAUUGUCUUGACAAGGCUGAUUUUAUGGGCUACUUUUCUUUGUAUUGAAUUCAGAGGACGUGUCAUUAUGCAUCACCAAGCCGCAGCUCCAAAGGCAAGAGGUGAUAAUUAUCUGAGCAUAAAGGAUUCGGAAUCCCUUGAUAGCUAUAUCCAGAAUACGCUUUCUUCUCUCUACCCUCCUUUUGAGGCUACUGCUGCUACUGUUCUCUGGCAGCUUUUCAGCAUUGUUGAAAAGUUCUACCGUGGCGAUGGUCUCAGAUGUCUAAUUGAUUUCCUUGUCCCUGCCAAGAGACUCUUACAGUGCAUCCAGCGGGAAACCUGUGGCAAUUAUACUGGCCUUAUUUUCUAUCAUGAAGGAUGGCCAUUGUGCAUCCAUGAGAAAGUCGUAGUACAGUUGGCCUCUCUCCACAAAGUCCGUUUAAAACCAGGGGAUUUUUACUUCCAAAUCGUGCCAGGGGGAAAGCAGUCAGCCAGCCUAGUAUUAAAAUGCCUCUCCAGACAUGGGCAAGGAAUGGAAGAAAUCAUUGUACCUGAAACCAUGUAUGGCUAUAUUUUCACAGCAGAAUUUUUGGAAAAUGUAAAUUGUGAACGGGGCGGCUGUCCUUUGCAGAGCUGCCUGCUGACCACGGGUCCGGCCACCUAUAGGACUCCUUGGAAGAAUAUCGUGAAUCCUAUCUUUAUUCCAACAGCUGAACCACUCCUGCAAAACUAUUCUGGUAAUUCUCUGCUUGACAAGUUAAUCCUCCACAAUCCUGAUGCGAAAGCCAUGGCUCAGACCAUGGAAAGCAGCAGCUCUCGCGAGAGCUCCGCAUCUAAUGACACAGGCUCUACCACAAUAGAGGUGCCACUGGUAGACAAUCACAGCAAGCAAAGCAACGGCAAUUCUGUUGGCCCUGAAGGCCAGGCUGCAGUGGAAAGCUCAGAAACGUCAGCCGAGGAUGGGAAAGGUGAUGAACCAAGUCCAAGAACGCUUUCUGGAGGAUACCCACCUACGGAUCCCAUUUCAGGCCAAGCCACCAGGGAACCUGAAAAGAUGGUUGAGUUGACACAAGAUUUUUUGAAAGACAAUGCAUCAAAUCAUCCGCUAGCGAAAAGGAAUGGUGCUAGAAGCAUAACGUUUGGUACCGAUUUGAGCAGCCCGCGUCAAAGAGGUCGGGAUUCUGUGUAUUUUGAAACAAAACGUUUGUUUAGAAAGUCGUACAUAGAAGCAUUGCAAAACCCAAUGAACCUGGGUUCUAGCUCUGAAGAAUCGAUUGCAGAAGAACUUUCAGGGCACGUAAUGGAUUCAGGAGAGACAGGGAAUGAUUCCAGGGUCACUGGGAGCAAAAUAUGUGGGAAUUGUGUCGAGCAGGAGAGCUUCUCAAGCAAAGUACGGGCAGGAGGGGAUGAACCAAAAGAGGGCGUUAGGUUUGGGGAUCAUUCCCAAACUUCAGAAAAACUGUUUGUACCUCAGGAAACUUCUUCCAUGGCAGGCUGCAGGGCAGAUUCAAGAAGAUCUCGGUCUUUAGAUAGGACACUUAAGAGUUCACAAAGUAAAGAUUACAACCCCAGGGCUUCCUCAGAUGGAAUGUUUGGUGUAAAUCCCAAAAAGCUCUUAAACGGACAUCCUGUACGGCUGGAGGAACUGGAUUCACACUUCCAUGAACUUACCUCGUCGGAAAACCAAAAAUCCAGCCAAGAGGAUGCAGACCCAGCAAGAGACUCCAGAAUCGGUUUCCAGAGUUGUGAGUCUAAUGUAAACGUGACACCUUUACUGCUUCGACGUGAGAAUGAACUCUCAGCAAAUAGUGGGGAUCCUGACUGUAUGUUUCCCAACCAGUUGCUUGAAGUGAAUCAAGAAUUAUUGCAGUCCGGAAUAAUAACUUUAUGUGGAAACAGGGACCGUGGUGGAAGAGCGGUGGUGCACGUCUGCAUUAAGAAUGGUGUGUGGUUAAGUGAGCAUUCCAGAGUCCAGGAGCUCACUCGACUUCUGAUAUAUCUCUACAGCAUCCCCAGAAAGGAGGUCCGUGCUUUGGGACUGCUCAUUUUAGUGGAUGCUCGCAAAAGUCAGAACGUACCUGUCUUUUUCAAAGCCUUGGCAGCAUUACAGGGUGCGGUCCCUCACUCCGUUUACAGUGUUCUGAUAUUGACUGAUAAGGAAUCUACAUUUAAGCCUGACAAAGAGAUUACUUUUCAGUGUGAAGUUCUCACAUCACUGAAGGCCUUGCUUAGGUACCUUGACUGCACCCAGUUGACAGCCGAGUUUGAUGGAAUUUUCCCCUACAAUCACAAUGACUGGAUACGUUUCCGAGGGAAACUUGAGCCAUUUGUUACCAACUGCCAAGAAGCCGUUGUUUUCUUACAGUAUUCUGUACGUUCACUCAACAAUACCCGAACACCAGUCACUGCACAGGAGGCAAAUGACUUGAUACACAAACACAAGUCAAUGAUGAAACUGGUUCUGGAAGAGGAACUGUUGGUGACCUUAAGACUUGAGGGUGGGACAAUCUUGGCAAGACUUAGAAAAGAGGAGUUCUGCAAUACAGAUGAUUAUCGAGAUGCCAUGGAAACUGCUACAAGGCUAUAUAAUCAGGUAGACGAGGAAGUUCAUAGGCUGGUUCUGUUGUCUAAUAAGCGCUUGCAACAACUGGAGAAUUUCUUGGCAAUGAGAAAAUUUGAAGAAGGCUGUGAUCAGAUAAAAGCUUGGUUUGAAAAUGAGAGCAAGAAAUAUUUCAGCCCUUUGGAUCAAGAACAGCUCUCCCUCGAAAAUGUGAAAAAGAAGCAGGAAGAAUUCCAAGGUUUCCAUGAGAGAGCAAUGCAAUACUCCCAGAGGGGACUACAGCUCAUCAAGGAGAAUUCCGCAUUAAACUCUGAAGAAGAAUUUCAAGCCUUCAGCAGGUAUCUGAACAACAUCACCAUUCAAACAGAGAAGAGGAGAAGGGAGCUAGAGAAGCUGGUCAAGUUAUAUGAAUUUUAUGAAACGGCUCACAAGUGGAUGGUUCAUUGCAAUGAGUAUCUUGAGCAUCUUUCAGUGGAAGCCAAAUUUUCCCAAUCGGCAAUUCAGUGUUUGCAAAGUUACCACCAAGAAGCUACAAAGGUUUCUGCAGAGAACUUUCAAAGAGUCAAUGAAGUUAUCAUUGCCCUGGGUAGCAAAGAGGAACUAAAACUGUGGAAUAUCUUAUGGCUGAAAUGUCAACAGGCCAAGCACCACUUAGAAGAAGUCCUUUCUGAAGCACUUAAAGGUUCCAGCAAAGAAGAAACCAGCAGUGCGCUCAAGGAGACUGGCCAAAGGGUUAGCCAUAGACUGGGAUGCGAAUCUGCAACUCCGCACUGUUGUGGUGCUAGCACUGACGAUAGCCUCUGGGAUACUAAGUCUCUCUGCACAUUUCAGCAGGGCAGCCUACCAGUGGGCGUCCCUUUUGUAAACCAGAGGGAUGCCACUCAAAUCUCAGAGGCGUUUUCUCCUGUUAACCCUUCCCAGUGGCAAACACACACGCCACUGUUGGGUAGGUUUCAAAGGACUAGCUGUGAUUCAGAGGAUUUGGACAACAUCUCCACCUGCUAUUCGGAGCCUGUCCAAACACCCACCACCCGUCACAGGAAGCACCCGCUAAAGAAGAUCAUGAAGAAGACGCAGAGUUUCGAACUGACCCGAAAUGAAAGCAACCACUGUGAACAGCUUCACCCAGGAUAUACAGGUGUUUACAUCAGAGGACUGGAGGUAGCCAGUAAUGUUGUUGCAGAGAAGAGACACACGCAGCGGUCAAAUGUUAAAAGCCCUUUGAUUGGUAGAAAUCGAAGCUUAUCCUCUCCAUCCAGAAUUCCCCAUGUGGCAGAAGAAGAAGAGAAAAAAAGAGCAGGAAGUAGCAAAGUGCACCAUAUAAUGGAUGAAAUGAUCACAACAGAGAGGGAAUAUGUCAGAUCCUUGGGCUACAUCAUUGACAGUUAUUUUCCAGAAAUGGAAAGGAUUGACUUACCUCAGGACUUGCGAGGGAAACGAAACAUAAUCUUUGGGAAUUUGGAAAAACUCUAUGAUUUCCAUUGUCAGUAUUUCCUGAAAGAGUUGGAACGUUGUACUGACAACCCUCUGCGGGUCAGCCACUCUUUUCUCAGACACGAAGAACACUUUGGGAUGUACGCAUUGUACAGCAAGAACAAGCCACAGUCGGAUGCUUUACUCACCAGCCACGGGAAUGCCUUCUUCAAAAAUAAGCAGCAGGAACUGGGUGAUAAAAUGGACCUGGCUUCUUAUCUGCUGAAACCUAUCCAGAGAAUGAGCAAGUACGCUCUGCUUUUGAAGGACCUGAUCAAGGAGUGCUCAGCGGCGCAAGAACAGGAGCUCAGCGCCCUCCGUGCUGCUGAAGAAAUGGUCAAGUUUCAGCUUCGCCAUGGGAAUGAUUUGCUUGCAAUGGAUGCCAUCAGAGGAUGUGAUGUCAAUCUGAAAGAACAAGGGCAACUGAUGUGUCAAGAUGAGUUUAUCGUUUGCUGUGGCAGAAAGAAGUAUUUGAGACACGUCUUUCUUUUUGAAGACCUCAUCCUGUUCAGCAAAACAAAAAAGAUCGAUGGAGGAUACGACAUUUACAUGUACAAACAGUCAUUCAAGACAGCUGAGAUUGGAAUGACUGAGAACGUUGGAGACAGUGGCCUAAGAUUUGAAAUCUGGUUCCGAAGGAGGAGGAAAUCCCAGGACACCUACAUCCUUCAGGCAAAUUCAGCCGACACAAAGAUUGCAUGGACUAAUAUCAUCGGCAAGAUUCUUUGGAGGCAAGCAUUGAGAAACCGAGAACUCCGAAGGCAGGAAAUGGUGUCCAUGGGCAUAGGGAACAAACCGUUUAUGGAUAUCAAACCCAGUGAUGCAGCUAUAAGCGACAGAGCAAUCGACUACAUCAUGAAAGGAGCAGAGUCAAGGACUCGUGCCUCGAUAGCUGUUUCUUCAUUUGACCACUCCACGCCGUUUAAGAGGCCUCAUUCCACCAUUUCCAACAGCAGCACGUCUUCCUCGAGCAGCCAGUCCUCCUCUUCUAUCCUGGGCUCACUAAACCUGCACGUGUAUUCAACGCCAUCUCAUCCCGGCUUAGCUGGCCCGCCCUUCUAUCACUGGUCAUAUGACGUCAGGACCUGCAUUGAGGAAGAUGAGCUGGAGCAGGAAACUGGGAGCCAGCCCUCCAUGAUUACCGAGAGUUCUGAAUCAUCCCAGUGCACAUCAGGUGAAAGUCUAUGCGGGUUCAGCGGCUCUGCCCAGGCUGGGUUCUCUUCGCUCCCCACAGAGGCAUUUCUGGAUGAAGAAGGGGCCUCCAGCUCUGGUUCCAAGCCUCCGUCGCAAUGCACGUCGCCUGCCCUCUCGGAGAAGAACCUCAGAUCGAAAGCCAGCCCUCAGUAUAUCACAGCUAACAAAACCUCUCAUAUUUUAGGCCUUUCAACCAUGGUUUGACACAGACAAU
Messenger RNA from Euleptes europaea (tarantolino), 5510 nucleotides. RefSeq names its product pleckstrin homology and RhoGEF domain containing G4B (gene PLEKHG4B). Bases 158 to 5500 code for a protein of 1780 amino acids. Lineage: Eukaryota; Metazoa; Chordata; Lepidosauria; Squamata; Sphaerodactylidae. The transcript has 23 exons. The record is from RefSeq and is a predicted model, not a curated record. Gene Ontology annotation, molecular function: guanyl-nucleotide exchange factor activity.